This is a messenger RNA of Exophiala mesophila, 3135 nucleotides long. Its product is annotated as vacuolar protein 8. The transcript is spliced from 6 exons. Gene Ontology annotation, cellular component: fungal-type vacuole membrane. Gene Ontology annotation, biological process: nucleus-vacuole junction assembly; vacuole inheritance. Gene Ontology annotation, molecular function: protein binding; protein-membrane adaptor activity. Lineage: Eukaryota; Fungi; Ascomycota; Eurotiomycetes; Chaetothyriales; Herpotrichiellaceae. The coding region runs from base 1021 to 2700 and encodes 559 amino acids. The record is from RefSeq and is a predicted model, not a curated record.
AGACACUCCGCGUCCACCCAAAACUCGCCUUCGAGACAGUCAGGUGACCCCGCCUCUCCCGGAGGCGAGAGUUUCGAUCCAAAGUGUUGGCCACCAAACAAUAAUGGCUGUGGUCCUUUUGGCAUGUACGGAGUACUCCGUCGUGGGUGCUAACUUGGCUUUGAGGCACCUAGGGACUGCCUAAAAACACUUGGGAGUGGGCGGCGCCGGACGCCGCCAACGGUGUGCCUUGGACGCUUUGUUGACUCCAACGGACAACUGAGCUAAUGCCUAGACGGCUUAAGCUAGGCAGUGCACAGUACUUCCAACACUCAAGGCUCUACGGAGUAAGCCUAACAGCCUAGCCCUCGGCCCUUCCGGGCUUCGAGGAAAGCCAAAGACCAAACACGACUCCUCGGUCCCGCCCACCAGUCACCCAGUCGCCCAGUCUACGUCCACACGUGUCGGCAGCUCCAUCUCCAGACUAAGAAACCAUCCCGCAACCUCCUCGCGGUCAUUCACCGUUCGAGUAUUGCCUGCAGCCUUUUGAUUUCCAUCUCUUCUCUCCGUCAGAAGCAUGCAUUCCCAUUGAGGCAACUCACGUUGAUUGUCAAGGACAACUUCGGCACCUUCAGUAGUACCUGCGUCUUGGAUAACAUCAUCUGAGUUGCGGCUGCUCCGCGGCUUCCUCACAACUCUCACCUUCACGUCUACGGCAUCGACUCGAUCAGCAACAACAACAACAACAACUCUCCUCCUCUCCUUCUCCCCAUUCACCAAAACCUACCAUCAACAGCUCAUCGAGCUUCAUCAAACCAGCAACCUUCGCAGUCACAGACACGCAUCAAGAGUUAGGAUCCCCCAACAUCUUUUCAUCACGUAUCUCUCGCCCUCUGUACAUCGGUCGCCCUGCCGCACGUCCUCCAUCUCAUGAGUUGAACACUUUCACCAUAUCCAUCACUGCUCAUCGCGCAGAUCCACCCUUGAGCGGCAUUACCCUCUAUCCUCUGCUCCCGUCCCCCGAGGGACUUGCUCCUCGACAUGGGCAAUACCCUUUCUUCCUGCUGCAAAGGCCGGCCCAAGGAUAACCUCUACGAGCCUGCCCUCGCAGACAGUGAAAGAGAAGCUGUUGCCGAUCUUCUACAAUACCUCGAAAAUCGAGGCGAGACAGACUUCUUCUCCGGCGAACCACUUCGAGCCCUUAGCACCCUUGUCUAUUCGGACAAUGUCGAUCUCCAAAGGAGUGCCAGCCUUACAUUUGCUGAAAUCACAGAAAGAGAUGUUCGAGAGGUGGAUCGAGACACGCUCGAGCCCAUUUUGUUCCUGCUACAAAACCCAGACAUUGAAGUGCAAAGAGCCGCAAGUGCCGCGUUAGGGAACUUGGCCGUGAACACCGAGAACAAGGUCGCUAUAGUACAGCUCGGGGGUCUGUCACCGCUCAUCCGACAAAUGAUGUCUCCAAAUGUCGAAGUUCAAUGCAAUGCUGUUGGUUGCAUCACCAACCUCGCUACCCAUGAAGAGAACAAGGCUAAAAUUGCUCGUUCGGGAGCCUUGGGACCACUGACAAGGCUCGCAAAGUCGAAAGAUAUGCGUGUUCAAAGAAACGCCACUGGUGCUCUGCUCAACAUGACACAUUCAGAUGACAACCGUCAACAGCUUGUCAAUGCUGGUGCUAUUCCCGUCCUCGUGCAGCUUCUAUCCUCCCCCGACACAGAUGUUCAAUACUACUGCACAACUGCACUCAGCAACAUCGCAGUUGAUGCUUCCAACAGGAAGAAGCUUGCGCAAACCGAAUCACGUUUGGUGCAGUCUUUGGUAUCCCUAAUGGACUCUGGGACACCUAAAGUACAGUGUCAGGCUGCCCUUGCCCUCCGAAAUCUUGCAUCCGACGAGAAAUAUCAACUCGAAAUUGUGCGAGCCAGAGGCUUGCACCCAUUACUCCGGCUUCUUCAAUCAUCAUACCUCCCCUUGAUCCUCUCCGCCGUCGCUUGCAUUCGAAACAUAUCCAUCCACCCCCUGAACGAAUCUCCUAUCAUUGAUGCAGGCUUCUUGAAGCCUCUUGUUGAGCUCCUUGGAUCCACAGACAACGAAGAGAUCCAGUGCCACGCCAUCUCGACCUUGAGAAACCUUGCUGCCAGCUCGGACCGGAACAAGCAGCUUGUACUAGAGGCCGGUGCAGUUCAAAAGUGCAAAGAGCUAGUCUUGUCAGUCCCGUUGAGCGUUCAGUCUGAGAUGACAGCAGCUAUUGCUGUCUUGGCAUUGAGCGAUGAACUCAAAUCACACCUGUUGAAGCUCGGUGUCUUUGAAGUGCUCAUCCCGUUGACAGAUUCGGACAGUGUUGAAGUCCAAGGUAACAGCGCGGCAGCUUUGGGCAAUCUAUCAUCCAAAGUCGGCGACUACUCAAUCUUUGUUCGCGAUUGGUCUGAGCCAAAUGGCGGCAUUCACGGCUAUCUGAAGCGAUUCCUGCAAAGUGGCGAUCCGACCUUUCAACACAUUGCCAUCUGGACCUUGCUGCAACUUCUCGAAUCCGAGGACAAGAAGCUUGUGAGCCUUGUGGCAAAGGCCGAAGACAUUAUUCAAAUGGUCAAGACGAUUGCCGACAAGCAUGUCGAGUCUGACGACGAAGAAGGUGAAGAGGGCGAGGGCGAAGUGAUUGCACUUGCACGACGAUCUCUGGAACUGCUGGGCAAAGGGCCCAAACAGACAUUGGUCGAGGGAUAAGUUUAUGUAGGGGUGCUUUGCAGGAUCAGGAUUUGACAACACUUAUUCUCAUGCGAAGACUGAGCACGCACUGCCGCAUCUUUCCACAGCAUAUGAUGGAAGCCACUGGGAUGGGCCGGCGGCAUAGCGAGGCGUUCUGGAUGCGUCGAUGGCGCGCGGACUUUUGGAGUCGGGACGGAUGGACAGAGAAGGAGUGUGGGAGAAGACCAGGCAUGGCGUCACCAACGACGGAAAAUCAAACCAUUGUUGGGCCUUUGUUGUAUGACUUGUUUCGAGCCAUUAUCACCACCUUGAUGGUGGAUUUUACGGAAGCGAAUUUUGUAUUGCAGGCUCACAUCGUUUUAACGAUUGCAGUAAUUAAAUGAUACAGAUUGUGGAGGCAGCUUUUGGAUGUCAUUCCUGGUUCUCUACAUACUGACCAAUCACUGACUGCAG